Molecule: messenger RNA, 2318 nt
Organism: Gopherus evgoodei (Goodes thornscrub tortoise)
Lineage: Eukaryota; Metazoa; Chordata; Testudines; Testudinidae
Gene: DNAJC5G
Product: DnaJ heat shock protein family (Hsp40) member C5 gamma
Exons: 5
Coding region: 808-1377 (189 amino acids)
Source: RefSeq, a predicted model, not a curated record
GGGGCUGGGGCCAGCGGCUCUCGUGCCCGGUGAGGCUGGGAGGCAGCGCCGGCUUUAGGCCUGUUCCAGCAGUUCCCCGAAUCGGGCCCGCCCCCCCCUGGCGAGAGGCGCCUUUGUGAUGUUUGCUCAGCUGGCGGCACUUCCCUCGCGGGUCCAUCGCUUACUCUGGGUCCUUCAGUGCCGCUGGAAGCAGUGACGGACCCGCCGAAGUGCCGCCAAAGACUCGGAGCACCAGCGGGGAAUGCAAGCCCCGCCUGUGCUUUACACGGGUUUUUUUAAAGUCACCCCUGCCAGGGCCCCACGGAAGCUGUUUGACUUGGGCCCCGCACUUCCUAAAGCCGGCCCUGCUGUGCGGGCAUUGCUCCGUGGCCGUGGCCCAGCAUCCCUGGCUGUGUAGUCUGAUUAGCGGGGGUUAGUCUCAAAGCUUGCCAAGCCUGUUGUAACCCAGCUGCCCCCAGCUGUUCACUGCAGCCGGUCCGCCAGAGCAAGCCUGGCUGGGCUGGGCCCUCGGGUGGGGCUCAGAGCAGGAAGCGAUUCCCUUAAGCCAGGGAUCCAGCCCGAGAGCUCGGUCACAUCCAUGGGGCUGUAUUGCUAGCCAGGCAGGGGCUGGCAGUGCCCACCCUUGGGUUUUGGGCAGGUGGGUGCUGGUAGUGGAUGGGUUGGUUUCUGGGCUGUCUGUGCCCUCCCUUGGGUCAUGGGCAGGCUGAUUGCUGGGCUGUGUGUCCUUGUCUGGCCAGUUCUUGCCCUGCCUUGUUUCACUUCCUCAUUCCUGCUGCCGGGUGAGCCUGGAUUCUCAGCUAGAGCAACAUGGCAGAACCCGGCCGAACCCAGCGGAAGAUGUCCCGGGCUGGGGAGAGUUUGUACAGAGUCCUGGGCCUGGAGAAGGGGGCUUCUUCAGAGGAGAUCAAGAAGGCAUACAGGAAAUUGGCCCUGAAGUACCACCCGGACAAGAACCCCGAGAAUCCCGAGGCAGUGGAGAAGUUCAAGGAGAUCAACAAUGCGAACGCGACGCUGAAUGAUGAGAACAAGCGGCGGAUCUAUGAUGAGUAUGGCUCCAUGGGGCUCUACGUGGCGGAGCAGUUCGGUGAGGAGAGUGUCAAGUACUACUUCCUUAUGUCCAAGUGGUGGUUCAAGGCCUUGGCCGUGUGCUGUGGCAUCUUCACCUGCUGCUGCUGCUGCUGCUGUUGCUGUUUCUGCUGCGGGAAAUGCCGUCCGCCUGAGGACGAGGACUCCUACAAGUACGUCAACCCCGAGGACCUGGAGGCGCAGAUCCAAGCUGAGGCUGAAGACACCCAGACACCCAUUGUGGUGCAGCCCCUGCCUGCAGCAGCUGGAGAGGAGCCGCUGCCAGACGCCAGCCUCAGGACUGACGCAUGAGGCCGACUUCGACCUGCUGACUGCCUGUCCCCUCGCCUGGACUCUGGGUGGGAACCCCACUGGAACUGCCGCUGCCUGGGGUUCCUGGCCCCUGUGCUGUGGGCAGCCAGGCCACUUGGCUGCGGCUUGAAUCUCAGGUAAACUGGCAACGCCUUUGGGGCGGCCAUUCCUGCAAGGACUCACUCCUGCGGCCUGCGCCUGCCCAAGGCUCCUCGUGCUGUGACUUCUCUGGCUGCUGCAGCAGCCUGCUGACUAGCCAGGCUCCCUGCGCUGGCAUUGCUGCCCAAGGAACCUGAGACUGGAAACCCCUGGGUAACCCCCCCACAGAAGGCUGCACUGCUGCACAGCCCCUGUCCCUGCCUCGGCCGGUCACCCAGCACCAGCACCUGCCUGGCUUCUCCCCAGCCGGGCCCCUCCCCCCACAACCCAGUGUUUACAGCUGUGCGGAUGCCGAGCUCGCCGGCCCUGGCCUCAGAAGCACAAGCUUGUGCCCCAGCCGUGCAGCCUGGAGGCAAAUGAGACCAACCCCACUGUAACUAGCCCAUGGAGACAGGGCAGCCACAGGCUGAGCCUGCCAGGCGCCCUGCUCCUCCAGGGGCCUAUCCCUUCCCUGUGUUGGGUGCCAAACACAGCUCUCCGGGCAGGCGUGGUCCUGGCAGACAGUGCACUCGCUGCCUACUUGCACUGUGGCUUGCUGCCCCACCCGGAGGCAGCACCCCCUCCCUCAGUGCUCCUGGCCUGGCCUGCACGUGGCACAGACAGAACCUCAGUCACUGUGUCUGAGCCUCAUGGGUGUCUCUGCCGGUGCCCUGGGGCCCACUGGGAUGGUGUGUCAGGGCAAUAAAGGAACCUGUUGGCUGCAUUUGGUGGCACCAUUAAAGGCUGCUGGAGGGCUUGUCUCUCACCGUGGUCUUUGCCCUGCCAGCACCGCUCUGAGUCCA